AGAGAAGAGAAUGAUUGACCCCACAGAAGGAAUAAAACAGGCUGUAAUAGAGCUGUGAAGCUAGCUAGCGAAGGAUGAUAAUUAUUAUGAGAUAUGUAUGUUGUUCUUCUUGUUGACAUAUAGACUGGCUGUAAUAGAAUAGAAAGAAGCUUUGCUUUCAAGUUUGAUUUAGGUAGCAAUUAGCAAACUGAUCAGAUCAGAUCGAGAUGAGCUCCAUCGGUCAUCAGCAGCACCGGAGCUUCUUUACCAUUCCAACUACGAGUAAUAAUAAGCAGCUCCCUGUCUCACACUCGCGUUCUGUAGACUCCUCGGAACAUGGCCUUCGUAAACGCCUUUCUUCCUUUAACACCACUCCUGCAGCAGCAUCAGCAUCAGCAUCUGCAGUUUGGUCGUCAUUUCCCAGAUCCAAGUCCCUCUCAUCCAUGGGUGACUAUGCUGGCACCUCUAUCAAGAAUUGGUGGGACUGGACCUGGGCUUGGAUCCUCUCCAGGAAGCCCAUAUUUGCCAGAGAUCUUGAAUUGAACGAUCAGGAAACUAAGCUACUUGGUGGUUCCCACAACAGAGGCACUUGGAGACAUGUUUUCUAUAAGCUGCGAUCUGAGAUCAGAAGAUUCAUCCCACCAACUAAUUCUCAUCAUCAUCUUCCGAGGACAACACCUCAAGCCGAUUCUUAAUCAAUUAUCCUUCCUUCCUUCAAAUAAGAUCAUGUCAUCGGAAUCUACUACUUUUCGUACGGCGGGCCAGCUUCCGCAAUUCGUUUGUUCGUUCUGUUCUUAAAUAUUUUUAUUUUUUUAAUUCUUUCCAUUUAAUGUACGAUUAAUUCCUCCUGUUUGUUCUUUGUUGUCCAUAAUAACGGACGAUCUCACUCCAAGUCUAUCUGUAUACAUGCUUAUAUAUAAUUGGUAUUAUAUUCAAUAAUCUGUAUUAUGUUGUA
Molecule: messenger RNA, 934 nt
Organism: Lotus japonicus
Lineage: Eukaryota; Viridiplantae; Streptophyta; Magnoliopsida; Fabales; Fabaceae
Exons: 1
Coding region: 207-674 (155 amino acids)
Source: RefSeq, a predicted model, not a curated record